AAAAGCACUUCAGCCCUUCGUCCCUUCCUUCCCGAGAGCCUUGGGCGGGCGUGUGCAGAGCUCUGGUCCCGCAGCUUUUUCCCUCAGAACUCUUUUUCCGUCUCCUCCCGUGUCUUUCGUGCCGCUGAAAAGCCGAAGAGAAGCCCGGCCCCGUGUGAAGCGGAGUUGGGAAGCUCCUCCUUUGCCGCCGUCUCCUCUUUCGCCGCCUCCGCAGACGCCGCCGCCGCCGCCAUGGUGAACGUGCCCAAGACCCGGCGCACCUACUGCAAGAAGUGCGGCAAGCACCAGCCGCACAAGGUGACGCAGUACAAGAAGGGCAAGGAUUCCCUGUACGCGCAGGGCAAGCGCCGCUACGACCGCAAGCAGAGCGGCUACGGCGGCCAGACCAAGCCCAUCUUCCGCAAGAAGGCCAAGACCACCAAGAAGAUCGUGCUGAGGCUCGAGUGCGUGGAGCCCAACUGCAGGUCCAAGAGGAUGCUGGCCAUCAAGCGCUGCAAGCAUUUCGAGCUGGGAGGAGACAAGAAGAGAAAGGGACAAGUGAUCCAGUUCUGAGCUGCCUCCAGCGCGCGCCCUCGGCUCCGGGAGAGAAACGAUUAAAAUGCUAAAGUUCCAGCA
Molecule: messenger RNA, 615 nt
Organism: Sarcophilus harrisii (Tasmanian devil)
Lineage: Eukaryota; Metazoa; Chordata; Mammalia; Dasyuromorphia; Dasyuridae
Product: 60S ribosomal protein L36a
Exons: 1
Coding region: 232-552 (106 amino acids)
Biological process (GO): translation
Cellular component (GO): cytosolic large ribosomal subunit; ribosome
Molecular function (GO): structural constituent of ribosome
Source: RefSeq, a predicted model, not a curated record